Messenger RNA from Phytophthora sojae, 1357 nucleotides. RefSeq lists its product as hypothetical. The record is from RefSeq and is a predicted model, not a curated record. Gene Ontology annotation, cellular component: endoplasmic reticulum. Bases 34 to 1155 code for a protein of 373 amino acids. Gene Ontology annotation, biological process: protein folding. Gene Ontology annotation, molecular function: protein disulfide isomerase activity. Lineage: Eukaryota; Oomycota; Peronosporomycetes; Peronosporales; Peronosporaceae. The transcript has 6 exons.
ACAAGUUCCCCCCGUAACGUUAGCGACCGACCGAUGCAGUUCCGAGCCGCGUUGCUGGCGCUCGCCUCCGUCGCCUUUGCGGCGCAGAGCGCGCAGGCCGCCCCCGUGGCGCUCACCGAGGCCACGUUCGACCACCAGACGAGCAGCGGCGUGUGGUUCAUCAAGUUCUACGCGCCCUGGUGCGGCCACUGCAAGAAGCUGGCGCCCACGAUCGACGAGCUGUCGGAGGCCGAGGGACUGGCGGAGAAGGACGUGCACGUGGCCAAGGUGGACUGCACCACCGAGAGGACCGUGUGCGAGCGCUUCAGCGUGGGCUCGUACCCCACGCUCAAGGUGGUGACGGGCGGCAAGUCGUACGACUACAACGGUCGCCGCGACGUGCCCGCCAUGGUGGCGUUCUCCACCGAGGGCUACAAGAAGGACUUUGGCGAGCGCGUGCUGUCGUACGCCGAGUUCGUGGAGCAGCGCAAGGCGGCGGCUGCUGAGCAGGCGGAGAACGAGCGCAAGAGCGCCGUGGUGCACCUUUCGACCGCUUCGUUCGAGGACGAGGUACUCAACAGCAAGGACCCGUGGCUCAUCAAGUUCUACGCGCCCUGGUGCGGACACUGCAAGCGUCUGGCUCCUACCUGGAACAAGCUGAGCCGCACGCUCAAGGAGAACGGCAGCAAGACGCGCGUCGCCAAGGUGGACUGCACGGUGCACCGCCGCGUGUGCUCGCGCUUCGGCGUCAACGGCUACCCGACGCUCGUCUUCGUCAACGAAGGCCAGGUGUACAGAUACAAGGGCGGACGCUCGCUCCCCGCGUUCCUCGACUUCGUGGAGAGCGGCUGGAAGAAGGCCGAGUCGACUGGCCCGAUCCCGGAGGAGGGCUUCUUCUCCAAGAUCGUGGACAUCACCAUCGAGUGGGCUACGGAGCACACCGUCCUGGCCGUCCUGGCAGGCAUCUUGGUGAUCGCCAUCGUCGUGGCCAUCUUGGUUGCUAUGCUGGACUACUGGCUCGGCGCGGACGACGUGGCGCAGUACAAGAAGGCUCUGGACGAGAAGGAGGCGGAGAAGAAGAAGGAGGGCGAGGACAAGGACGGCGAGGAGCUGCCGCCUCGCGUGCCGUCCGCCGCGGAGGCCAAGAAGACUGGCCAGAAGCCCAAGGACGAGUAACUCGGCUCCCUCGCUCGAGUGGCGCCUCUUUAGGUCUUGCUGCUGCUGCGCGCGUGUGUGGACGCGUGAAGCGCGGAUCGAUAGAGAGAAGAAGGAAGAAGACGCCGGCCGCUGACAGGCAGACAGACUAGCUGAUAGUUCGUUCGUUAGUUAAGGUUCCCAUCAAGGAUCGACAAUGAGCAUGUACAGCUGCUUCAUACGU